This is a messenger RNA of Chrysoperla carnea, 1217 nucleotides long. RefSeq lists its product as uncharacterized. The transcript has 4 exons. NCBI's taxonomy places the organism in Eukaryota, Metazoa, Arthropoda, Insecta, Neuroptera, Chrysopidae. The coding region runs from base 169 to 780 and encodes 203 amino acids. The record is from RefSeq and is a predicted model, not a curated record.
GUGAAUGGAAGGGAAAUUAUUUGAAAUUCUUGGAUAUAGCUAAUGAAAUCGAAGAUGGAACAAUCACGAAAAAGGAAAUCAUGAAGUGAAUAUAACAUUAUUAUUCAACAAAAAAAGAAAAUUAAAUACGUACGUACGGUACGCACGUAACAAGAAUAUACAACAAAAAUGUCAAUAACAACAAUGCAAACAGAAGGAACAAUAUCAACACAAGAAAUAUUCACAACAACAAUAACAACAACAGCAGCCUCAACAUCUACGUCAUCACAUCAAAGUACUCUUCACCAAACAGAAACAACAAAAAUAACGUCAACAAUUAUUUCCAGAAUUCGUGUCACAACUCCAACUCAUCCGUUUUUCAUCCACACACCACCCAAUAAACGUCCAACAGUGUAUAUAUAUCCCACAGUAUCACCCGAAUCAAUAGUUGUACCAAUUGUAUCAUGUAUAUUAGGAUUGCCAUUAUUAGCAUUAUUAAUAAUAUGCUGUUUACGUCGACGUGCUAAAAUGGCAAGGGAUCGUGCACGACGUAGAAAUUAUGAAUUGGAACAUGGUACAUUAUCAUUGGUUGGCUUAAGUCCAAUACAUCCAAGUGGGAGAUCCCAAGCGAUUUCACUUCGUUCUGAACGUGCUAUGAGUCGAGGGUUUCCAUCGUUAGAAUUAGACACAGUGGUUGAAGAACGAUCAGAUGCUGAACCAGAAGGUACAUCAAUCGAAUUAAUGACUCCAGAACGUGAAUCAGAUGGUAUUAUAAACGGUAAACUAGGCAGAAAAAGUUAGCGUGGAGCGCGAGCGGUCGUCGUUAGUGCUGAUCGCUCGCCAUUAUGGACAGCCCUCACACAUGCACACACUAUUGGUCAAAUUGUUGAUGAAAAUACAAAUAGUUGACCAAGUAUAGAAGAUAUACUUUAAAAUAUAUGAUAUUUCAUUUAUUCAACCAACGUCUAUCGAUUAUAUGAAUGACAUUUAUCGAUAUUUUUGUUUUUGUCCUUUCUUUUGUUCAGGUAUCUAACAAGAUUUCAAGAAAAUUUAAAAUAUAGAAGAAUAGAAAAAUCAUGUGUAGCUGCUCACGUUAUCGUUAUGAUUAUAAAAUAGACAAAUCGAACUUAAAACUUCUAAAAUCAGUACCCAAUCCUACCGAAUAAGACGGGACUUAUUCCAAAUUCGGAAUUUAAUUAAAUAGCAAAAUCAAAAUUGAUUUUCUAGAAUUGAUGCAG